AUGGAUGAGCGGGCACCAGAAGAGCAGGGAGAUGUUGAUCCGAGAGCGCUUCUGGACAGGAUCGAACGACAGGGCGCCGAGUUCCAGCAGAUGGUGCUCGACGUCCGUGCGUUGAUUGUCGAACAAUUCGCUGUGCUUGCACGGGAUGAAAAUGCGCAGCCGAAUGCGCCUGAGCCCAACCGUGCGUUCGCCGAUUUGGCGCACGAACUGGUCGGGGAUUUGAGGAAUAUGGUAGCGAAUCUUGCUCAUCAGCGACAGCACAUCCAGGAUGUGAUGAUGCGUGGCGGAUGGCUUGAUGAAAUUUAUCUUUAUAAUCGCUGGGAGGAGCAGGCCAGCGAACGUGCUGCUAGCACCUCGAGAACAGAAGGCGUGUUUCUGUGCCAGCAUAAUAAUAAAUAG
This is a messenger RNA of Gongylonema pulchrum, 399 nucleotides long. The record is from the annotation of a GenBank genome assembly. Lineage: Eukaryota; Metazoa; Nematoda; Chromadorea; Rhabditida; Gongylonematidae.